AUGACCAGCCCUAGAAAAGACGCCAGCCAGUAUUCGUACGCGACAUUAAACGGCCUAAAUGGUCUAAUGGGCGCAAAUGGCUUGGACUACGCCUCCCAGAACGUCUCGCCGAACGAAAUGAUGGGAUCAACUGGUGUGUCGCAAGGAUCCUCGUCAGCUGGGCCGAGCGGUUCGGGCGGGCCGGGCCCCAUCAAGGGCGCCCGGACUAGCCGGCCGACUCUCCAGCCCGGGCAGCAUCCGUACGCGAGACCGAAAGGUGGCCAUAACCACUAA
Oikopleura dioica is the source of this 273-nucleotide messenger RNA. The record is from the annotation of a GenBank genome assembly. NCBI's taxonomy places the organism in Eukaryota, Metazoa, Chordata, Appendicularia, Copelata, Oikopleuridae.